Salvia hispanica is the source of this 940-nucleotide messenger RNA. Its product is annotated as superoxide dismutase [Mn], mitochondrial-like. The record is from RefSeq and is a predicted model, not a curated record. Gene Ontology annotation, cellular component: mitochondrion. Lineage: Eukaryota; Viridiplantae; Streptophyta; Magnoliopsida; Lamiales; Lamiaceae. Gene Ontology annotation, molecular function: superoxide dismutase activity; manganese ion binding. Gene Ontology annotation, biological process: superoxide metabolic process.
UAGUGUAAGGUUGAAAAUUGAAAUCAAAUCUCUCUCUCUCUCUCUACAUUUUUCCAGAAGAGUGAGUUGAUACUCUAAUGGCGCUCCGAACCCUAAUCGCUAGAAAUCCCAUGAGGGCGGCAGCUCCUGCCGCCUCUCGCGGCCUCAAGACAUUCUCGCUGCCCGAUCUGUCCUACGAUUACGGCGAGCUGGAGCCCGCCAUCAGUGGCGAGAUCAUGCAGCUGCACCACCAGAAGCACCACCAAACUUACAUCACCAAUUACAACAAGGCCCUUGAGCAGCUCGACGCCGCCAUCGCUAAGGGCGACGCCUCCACCGUCGUCAAGCUUCAGAGCGCUAUCAAAUUCAACGGAGGAGGUCAUGUUAAUCACUCAAUAUUCUGGAAGAAUCUCGCUCCUGUUCGUGCUGGUGGUGGUGAACCUCCUCAUGGUUCUUUGCAUAAGGCCAUCGACAGCAACUUUGGAUCUUUUGAAGCUCUGAUUCAGAAGAUGAAUGCAGAAGGUGCUGCUGUACAGGGUUCAGGAUGGGUGUGGCUUGGUUUGGACAAAGAAUUCAAGCGCCUGGUAGUUGAGACCACUGGAAAUCAGGAUCCACUGGUUACCAAAGGAGCUAGUUUGGUCCCUCUGCUUGGUAUUGACGUCUGGGAACAUGCAUACUAUUUGCAGUACAAGAACGUGAGGCCUGACUACUUGAAGAAUAUCUGGAAAGUUAUAAACUGGAAAUAUGCUAGUGAAGUUUUCGAUAAAGAGAGUGCAUGAUCAAUGAAGUUGUUGAGUUGUUGAAUUUGAGAGUAAUAAAUUUAGUCUUGAUGCUGAGGUGAUCCUUUUUUUCGUUAGUAUGAUGUUCACUUGUUCCAGCACAGUUUGACAUUGUAUAUUUUACGUUUCAGCAAUAAUGUCUACUCUCAGAUUCUGUUGCGAAGUAACAUUGUUUGUUUUCA